This is a messenger RNA of Kwoniella botswanensis, 1596 nucleotides long. RefSeq lists its product as uncharacterized. Lineage: Eukaryota; Fungi; Basidiomycota; Tremellomycetes; Tremellales; Cryptococcaceae. Gene Ontology annotation, biological process: peptidyl-lysine monomethylation. Gene Ontology annotation, molecular function: protein-lysine N-methyltransferase activity. Gene Ontology annotation, cellular component: nucleus. Bases 1 to 1596 code for a protein of 531 amino acids. The record is from RefSeq and is a predicted model, not a curated record. The transcript has 4 exons.
AUGACACCUCAAGGCCUAUUCUCCAACUGGCCUCCUCCCUCAAAGGAGAUUCUGAAAUCAUGGCUAGACAGACAGGGUAUCAUCAGAGAUGACAGCUUGAAGAUCGUCGAUAUGGAAGAUGGUGAUGGCUGGAGAUUGAUAUCCGGACGUGAGAUGGAUAUAGGAGAGCUGAUAUGUUCCAUACCUAAAACAUCCAUCUUAUCCCACCGCACCUCAUCACUUCCUCCUCUCCCACCUCUACCCUCGUCCGGCUCUUGUCACGACAGCUCCAUGAACUCGAUCACGCUUCUGCACCUUUCAUUAUGUCUCUUACAUGAGUUUCGCCUGGGACAAUCAUCGCCCUUCUAUGGAUACCUCCAAUCGUUGCCUAGGGAUAUCAUUGGAUUACCGAUCUUUUGGGAUGUUUCAGAAGUAUGCCGUGAGGAUGGGAAGGAAGCUAAGAAGUGGUUGAGGGGGACGGGAGCCGAGAGGGAGCUGAGAGUGAGGGAAGAGCAGGGGCUGGGAUUGACAAAUCUCCAUUCAUUCUAUUCGCAUUACUCAUCUCAUCUACCUCCUACCACUUCUCAUCCCGAGCACUCCCCAAUUCAAUCAUUCUAUCACGCUUUCAGUCUCAUCUCCACUCGGGCAUUUAUGAUAGACCUAUAUCACCUUAUCGCGCUAUGCCCAUUCGCAGAUAUCUUAAACCACCACCCUACUCAACCCAAUACCUCUCUAUCGUCGGACGACUUUGUAUGUCAUCUUUGUGGAUCAUUGAAGACCUGUCCAGAACACGAUAUAACCAAUUCACAAGGGAUAGCGUAUCGUCUACUUUAUCUGAUCCCUAGGGAUAUACAAAGGAUAGAAGAUGAACCGCAGGAUACUAUUGAACUGAGAGUCGAAAGGCCAAUAGCGAAGAAGGGAGAGGAGGUAUGGAAUUCGUAUGGAGAUGGAUUGAGCGAUGCGAAAUUGCUGGUUGAAUGGGGCUUUAUAAGUGAGGAAUAUACGGGAGAUGGUUUGGUUUGGGAUCUGGAAGACCUGCACUUGAAAGGAGAAGGAGAAGUUGAGGAGUACUGGAAGAAGGUCGAUGAAGCUCCAAUUGAUCCUAUCGACGAAGAUACUGAAGAGGGCGAAGACGAAGAAGAAAGGAUACUGUGCAGGAGGAAUGAACAGAAUCCGAGAUUGUUGAACCUAGAUCAAUCAGGGAGGAUCUCAAUUAACAUAUUCAGUCUACUGUGGCUAGAUCAGACACGAUCGCGAAGAAACGGGUCAAAAGAAUGUAGAGCUGAGGAUCCAGGAUCACUGGUACAAGCGAUCAAGCAGAUAGAAUCGAUUUGGAAGAUAUCGAUCGACGAGGAAUAUACGGAAUAUGAUACUCUUCUGAUAGAUGAUUUGGUGGAAGUGAUCCAGCAGGUUAUAGACCUACUCAAGAAAAGGAUAGAAAAGAUGUAUAGAUGUGAUUUGAGUGAAGAUGCAUUAUUCAAAAUGCGAGAUGAUCUUUCACCAGAAGAUAAAUACCUAUAUAUGGCGAUGACAUUAUCGAUCAAUGAAAGGGUAUUGAUCAAUUCGACUUUAAACAAAUGGAAUGAUCUGCUCGAUUUCAUAAUUGCUUCAUCAUAA